AUGGACAACAAGGAAGAUUCGCGAUCUUCAACAGAGACGUCCACCAUGGACGAGGAGAAGCAGAUCCUGCUGGAGUCCUCAGAAGUCCUGGAGCAGACGACGCUCAGGCCGAAGCACAGUCCCUUCAUAACAACGCGAGUCGCGAUUUUGCUUCUUGUACUGUCCAACAUUGCUUUCGUGACUGCUCUGGACUUGGUCCUGCGGUCGCAGUCGAGUUCCAGCCUGCCGGCGUGGAUGCCGCCCGAGAGAACGGCCAAGAAGCUUUUCAUGUACCAGAGCGUGUUUGGGGGAGAACCGGACGCAAAGUCGGAGGAGAUGUGGACCAAAUUGAUUCCGAUACAUGACAAGAUCCGGAUACUUCGCCGCGCGAGAUGGCAAGUUGAGCACGGUAAACACUACGCAUCUCUCCCACUGCUGGGACUAUCUGCGGCAGUCAAUCAUGUGUUCAGGAGAUACUACCUUGGAAUGGGUACCACCUAG
Colletotrichum chrysophilum is the source of this 480-nucleotide messenger RNA. RefSeq lists its product as uncharacterized. The record is from RefSeq and is a predicted model, not a curated record. The transcript has 2 exons. Lineage: Eukaryota; Fungi; Ascomycota; Sordariomycetes; Glomerellales; Glomerellaceae. Bases 1 to 480 code for a protein of 159 amino acids.